ACUUUCUCCGCUUGUCCAUGGCUUCCACUUUUGGUGCACCUUGCUUCUAGGGUUCUUAGCAGGACGAUUUUGAGCUUGAGCUUUACAGUGAAUCUCAAUCUCUCACCGUAUAUGGUUUCCGGCUUCGUUUGAUUAAUCUCAACAAUCGUAUCUCACCUCAUCACAAACAUCUUGCAUUUUCGUUCUAACUCUUUUUUGAGUUGCUGUUCAGAAUUUAUCUGAUUAGUGAUCAAGGUUAUACAAUUCAAAUGGCAUUGGGAGAUUUGACGAUUUCUCAGUUAUCAGCUGUUGUGGAGGAGUCUGAAGAUUAUGAAGACGGCGACCGAAACAAUGAUGGUAGCUUUGAUGUUGUUGCUGCUGAAAAUGAGAUGAAGACGACGACAGAGACAAGUAUGAAUGAUGUACGGCCAUUUGUGUGGUUUCGUGAGCUUCGUCCUGAUGAGUUUGAGGCGUAUGUCCCUCCUUCACCGGCUAAUACUGAUUUGGUCUCUAAGUGGCGGAAUAAGAACCGGAUGAAGACGGGAUGUGUUGCCCUUGUUCUGUGUUUGAACAUCGGCGUUCCUCCACCAGAUGUAAUAAGGGUAUCUCCUUGUGCUCGGAUGCAGUGUUGGAUUGAUCCAUAUUCUAUGCCACCUCAAAGAGCCCUUGAAACAAUUGGGAGAACAUUGUUUGAACAGUAUGAGAAGUGGCAACCCAAGGCACGCUACAGGAUCUCCUUGGAUCCUAUUGUUGAUGAAGUUAAGAAACUUUGCACAACAUGUCGAAAUUACGCCAAGUCAGAGCGAGUUCUUUUCCAUUACAAUGGAUACGGUGUACAAAAACCAUCAGUCAAUAAUGAAAUUUGGCUAUUCAAUAAGAGUAAUAUGCAGUAUAUCCCGUUGCCGAUCAGUGACCUGGACUCUUGGUUGAAGACACCUUCAAUCUAUGUGUUUGACUGCUCAGCUGCUGGGGUGAUCGUUAAUGCCUUUAUAGAGCUCCAAAACUUGGCUGCCUCUAAUUCCUCUGGACCUUCUACAAGAGAUUGUAUUCUGCUCGGUGCCUGUGAAGCACAUGAGACUCUUCCUCAGAGUGCUGAGUAUCCUGCUGACAUUUUCACUUCCUGCCUCACAACGCCAAUCAAAAUGGCAUUGAGAUGGCUUUGCACGCGAUCAUUAUUUUGUGAGUCAUUUGAUUAUGCUCUGAUAGAUAGAAUUCCUGGCCGCCAAACAGAUCGAAAGACACCUCUUGGUGAAUUGAAUUGGAUUUUCACUGCAGUAACUGAUUCAAUUGCCUGGAAUGUUCUACCACGCGAUCUAUUUCAGAGAUUGUUCAGGCAAGACCUAUUAGUUGCUAGUUUGUUCAGAAAUUUUUUACUUGCUGAAAGAAUCAUGCGCUCUGCAAAUUGUUCUCCAAUUUCAUACCCAAUGCUACCACCUACUCAUCAGCAUCACAUGUGGGAUGCGUGGGACAUGGAAGCAGAAAUCUGCCUUUUGCAGCUUCCAACUUUGCUUGCUGAUCCAAGUGUUGAAUUUCAGCCUAGCUCAUUCUUCACCGACCAAUUGACAGCUUUUGAGCUUUGGCUUGACUUUGGAUCAGAGAAUAAAAAACCACCAGUGCAGUUGCCGGUUGUGCUACAGGUGUUACUUAGUCAUUCCCACCGGUUUCGAGCACUGGUGCUUCUCGGAAGAUUUCUUGAUAUGGGACCUUGGGCUGUAGAUCUGGCCUUGUCUGUUGGAAUAUUUCCCUAUGUUCUAAAGCUUUUGCAAACCACAACUCCUAAGCUUAGGCAAAUUCUUGUCUUCAUUUGGACGAAGAUCCUUGCCCUUGAUAAGUCUUGCCAGGUUGACCUUGUUAAGGAUGGUGGACAUGCAUAUUUCAUUAGAUUUCUUGACAGCGUUGAGGCUUAUCCAGAGCAAAGGGCAAUGGCUGCAUUUGUCUUGGCAGUAACUGCUGAUGGUCACAGACGGGGUCAGGAGGCGUGUAUUGAAGUGGGGCUUAUUAAUGUCUGCUUGAAGCAUCUUCAGGGAUCAACCUAUAAUGAUGUCCAAACUGAACCAUUGUAUCUUCAAUGGCUGUGCCUUUGUCUGGGAAAGCUCUGGGAGGAUUUCACAGAGGCACAAGUACUAGGCUUGCAGGCAGAUGCACCAGCAAUAUUUGCGCCUCUACUUACUCAAUCGCAGCCUGAGGUGCGAGCUGCAUCUAUAUUUGCACUAGGUACUUUACUUGAUGUUGGGUUUGAUACAUCUAAGGAUGACAUUGGAGAGGAUGAAGACUACGGCAAUGAGGAAAAAACUGGUGCAGAAGUCAUAAUGAAGAGCCUUUUAAGUGUUGUUUCGGAUCCGAGCCCUUUGGUACGAGCUGAGGUUGCUGUUGCCUUGGCUCGUUUUGCCUUUGGGCAUAAGGUGCACCUGAAGUCGCUUGCAGCUGCAUAUUUGAAGAAUCAAUCUAAUUCCAUGCCGACUUCCUUGCCUUCUUCUACGGUCCAGAGUUCAGGUAGUGGCUAUACGAUGCCAACUUGUUAUGUUCCACAUGGAAGUGUAGUUCCAUCUCCUAAUGCUCCUUUAUUGAGAGUGGUAGGUGACAGUCCGUCUAUCUCUCACGAUGGUAGGGUCUCGACUAGCAGCCCUGUUGCAACACCGGGCUUCAUGCAUGGAUCUCCUUUGCCUGAUGGUUCUUCUCAUCAUUCUGAUUCUGGAAGACUGGGUGAUGCUGUUAGCGAUGGUGUUGUUAAUCAUAUAAGACCCAGACCACUUGAAAAUUCACUCUAUACUAAGUCUGUGCAGGCCAUGUUUGCCCUGGCAAAGGAUCCAUCACCUCGCGUUGCAGGUCUUGGAUGUAGACUGCUUUCAAUUAUUGGGAUUGACCAAGUGUUCACCAAGUCAGUCGAGUCUACUGUUGAAUCCACAACAUCUCCUGGCCCUAGUUCUGAUGGAUUGAAUCGAUCAUCUUCUUGGUUUGACAUGAGUGGAGGUAGGCGUUUACCUGUGCCUUUUAGGACUCCUCCUGUCAGUCCCCCCCAGUCCAGUUUCUUAAGGGGAUUGCGAAGAGUUUAUUCUUUAGACUUCAGGCAUCGCCCAAUGAACUCUCAAGACUCAGGGUCAGCUGAUCCCCUCUUGGGUUCUGGUGGAUCUUCUAGAGCUUCAGAAUGCAGUUCUAUUCCUCAAUCAACCAUUUAUAAUUGGAGCUGUGGCCACUUCUCAAAGCCACUUCUUUCUGCAGAUGAUGAUAAUGAAGAGAACAUUUCUAGGAGAGAAGAGAAGGAGAAGUUAGCUCUUGACCUCAUCACCAAAUCCCAGCACUGUUCGGUGAACAGACUGCACAAUCAAAUUGCCACUUGGGACACAAAGUCUGAGAGUGGUACGAGAACUGCUUUGCUGCAUCCCUUCUCACCAGUUGUGAUUGCUGCAGAUGAGAGUGAACGGAUCAGUCUUCUCACCCCUUAUGUUGCAUCACCUCAGAACAACUUCUUGACUCUGUGGCCAUUAGGAACUAAUGAUACAGCAAUACCUAGUAUGUUCCCACGAGUGAGGUCCAGAGAGGGUGGGGGUCAAUCACAACUGGUGAGAAGGGAUGCAGCGAAGCAGUUCUCGUACCACUCUCAAACUUUGUGUCCCAAGUGGCAAUUUGAUUAUGCAGUCUGUUCACCUCUGAGACAAAGAAUUAAUAUGUGUUUGUUUAGGCUUGUUUGUUCAACCCGACCUCAUCCCAAAGUGGAAAGAGUUGUUGGGGUUGGCUUUCAACCUGGACUUCUACCAGCAAAGGUUGUCAGUGCAUCUCAGGCUGGUGAUAUUCUGUUCCUCGAUAUGAGAAAUCUCAAGGCGGCUUACCUGACCAUUGAUGCUCACAGUGGAUCACUUAUAUCUCUGGCGGUACAUCGUCAUGCACCCCUUAUAGCAAGUGGUUCAUUAAAGCAACUUAUCAAAGUGUUCAACCUGGAGGGUAAGCAGUUAGGCAUUAUUAGGUAUUUGUCCACCUUCAUGGCUCAGACGAUUGGAUCUGUAAGAUGCCUUACCUUCCAUCCCUAUCAAGUGCUGCUUGCUGCUGGUGCAGCAGAUGCCUGUGUUUCUAUCUACGCUGAUGAGAUUUCCCCACCAACAUAACAACUUCAUCGCUUUGUCACAAAUUCUCAGAUUGAGAAACAAGAUUUUUAGGACUUGGGUGUGUUCCUUUGAGAUGGUCAGUGGCGGAUGGAUUGUUGACAUCUCUUCUGGUCCCAGUCUACAUCUCUUAAUACAGUGAUCAGCUCACUGAGGUUGAUGUUGACAUCUUUGAUUAGUUGCUGUCAACCUCUCCUGAAGAGCUGAUCCGGCUCACGGAGGUUGCAUGCUGCUUAUUAUUGAGCUGCAUCAGCACAGAGUGGCGGAAAGUCAAGAAAAAUCAACAUAUUGAACGGAAG
This is a messenger RNA of Solanum lycopersicum (tomato), 4375 nucleotides long. Lineage: Eukaryota; Viridiplantae; Streptophyta; Magnoliopsida; Solanales; Solanaceae. The record is from RefSeq and is a predicted model, not a curated record.